AUGGAGCUGCUGUGGGCGGCGGGGGGGCUCCUGCUGGCCCUGUCCCUCCUGGCCUUCGUCCUGUACUGCUGUUACGUGCGGUACAUCCACGCCAAGUACGACUACAUCCCCGGCGCCCCGCGGGAGAGCUUUUUAUUUGGACACCUGCCAAUCAUAUGGAGAAUGGUGAGGAAACAGGAGUUUACACCAGAUCUCUUCCUGCAGUGGGCAGAAAAAUAUGGACCUGUUGUAAGAAUGAAUGCCUUUCACAGAGUCUCAGUAUUGAUUGUGAGUCCCGAAGGAGUGAAGGAGUUCUUGAUGUCACCGCAGCACCCAAAGGAUCCAAUGGUGUACGGUACUCUCUUCAGCCUGUUUGGUGAGAGAUUCAUAGGGAAUGGCUUGGUAACUGUCUGUAACCACGAGCAUUGGCGCAAGCAGCGGAGGAUAAUGGAUCCGGCUUUCAGCCGAAGCUACCUGAUUGGUCUGAUGGAAACUUUUAAUGAAAAAGCAGAGGAGCUGAUGGAGAAGCUAGCGGAAAAGGCAGAUGGAAAAACAGAGUUUAGCAUGCUGUUGAUGAUGAGCCGGGUGACUAUGGAUAUCAUUGGGAAGGUAGCCUUUGGCUUGGAAUUAAAUGCACUGAGUGAUGACCAGACGCCUUUACCCAACGCUGUGACUAAGAUUAUGGAGGGACUGAACAAGGCACGCAUCCCCUUCAUAAGGUUCAUGCCAGGGAAGCAGAAGCUGGUAAAGGAGGUCAGGGAGAGUGUGAGGAUGUUGAGACGUGUGGCGAAGGAGUGCAUUGACCGGAGGAGAGAAGCCAUCCAGAAUGGGAAAGAAGCCACCAUGGAUAUUCUUACACAGAUACUCAAAGGAGCCGCUCUGGAGGAGACCAGAGACGAUGAAAACAUUCUGGACAACUUUAUCACUUUCUUUGUUGCAGGUCAUGAAACCAGUGCUAACCAGAUGACAUUUACAGUAAUGGCCCUGGGUCAGCAUCCUGAAAUACUGGAAAGGGCUCAGGCUGAAGUGGAUGAGGUUCUUGGUGCCAAGAGAGACGUUGACUAUGAGGAUCUUGGCAAGCUCACCUACUUAUCACAGAUUUUGAAGGAGUCACUGCGGCUGUACCCGCCUGUCUCAGGGACACUCCGCAGGCUGGAGAAGGAGGAUGUUAUCAAUGGCAUCAGAAUUCCUGCAAACACCACGGUCUUUCUCAACACUUACGUAAUGGGAAGGAUGGAAAAGUUUUUUAAGGAUCCACUUACUUUUGAUCCAGAUCGAUUCAGCAAAGAUGCACCUAAGCCAUAUUACUGCUAUUUUCCAUUCUCUCUGGGACCCCGAUCCUGCAUUGGGCAGGUGUUUGCACAGAUGGAGGUAAAAGUGGUGAUGGCAAAGCUGCUGCAGAGGUUUGAAUUCCAGCUGGUGCCAGGACAGAGUUUUAAACUCUUGGAGGCUGGAACCUUAAGGCCACUAGAUGGAGUAAUAUGUAAAUUAAAGCCAAGAAGCUCUGCAAGAAGCUGCCAGGCAUGA
Molecule: messenger RNA, 1506 nt
Organism: Cinclus cinclus
Lineage: Eukaryota; Metazoa; Chordata; Aves; Passeriformes; Cinclidae
Product: cholesterol 24-hydroxylase
Exons: 15
Coding region: 1-1506 (501 amino acids)
Biological process (GO): cholesterol catabolic process
Molecular function (GO): cholesterol 24-hydroxylase activity; iron ion binding; heme binding
Source: RefSeq, a predicted model, not a curated record